This is a messenger RNA of Penicillium brevicompactum, 636 nucleotides long. RefSeq names its product YbhB/YbcL family Raf kinase inhibitor-like protein. The record is from RefSeq and is a predicted model, not a curated record. NCBI's taxonomy places the organism in Eukaryota, Fungi, Ascomycota, Eurotiomycetes, Eurotiales, Aspergillaceae. The transcript has a single exon. The coding region runs from base 1 to 636 and encodes 211 amino acids.
AUGGCGAUCUUGCACUACCUCGAGUUCCUCCUCGGCCGAUUACUGUACCCUAUCCGCGGUCAUGAUUCGGGCCAAAUCAUUCACUCUCCAGCCUUCAAAGAUCUCACCAAGCCAAACAUUAUUCUUGAAGCCCCGGAGAUAGGUCCUUCUGGCUCCAAGCUUCCUCUCAACUGUACCUGCAAGGCCCAGGAUGGCAGAGGUGCCCUCCCUGAGCUUCGUUGGAGCGCACCAAAAUCAAGCGAGGAGGUCAAGGAAUAUGUUCUACUCUGUGAAGACCUCGACCCACCUAUCCCUUUCAUCGUCUUUCAUCACGGCCUUCUAUGGGCUAUUCCCGCAUCAACGAACAAGGCCGACCAGAAGGAUGUCGCACCAGGCGAGCACGCCAAGAUAUCUCGCCAGACAGUCGCCGGCUGGCGAUUUGUUCCCAAUAUACUAGGAACUCCCUACGUCGGUGCAGGUGCGCCACUUGGGCAUGGAAAGCAUCGAUAUGUAUUUACCAUCGUCGCACUCAGCGAAUCGCUGAAGUUUCAAGCCCCGGAGACUGCCAGCAAGAAAGACAUCAAGCGAGCCUUGGAGGGCAAAGUCGUCGGUUGGGGUCAGUGGACCGGUGUCUUUGAGAAGCCCUGGCCUCGCUAG